Molecule: messenger RNA, 849 nt
Organism: Medicago truncatula (barrel medic)
Lineage: Eukaryota; Viridiplantae; Streptophyta; Magnoliopsida; Fabales; Fabaceae
Product: protein LURP-one-related 10
Exons: 4
Coding region: 122-679 (185 amino acids)
Source: RefSeq, a predicted model, not a curated record
GUGCCAAACUACAAGACAUAUCUCAUUCUACAUUAACAACUUCAACAAAGAAACAAAAAGAAAGAACUUCAACCAACAAACACAUCUCUAAUAUUCAUUCUUUGAUAUUAAUUCAAUCAUCAUGGCAAAUGCCAUAAUCAGCCCUCAAUAUUGUGCUCCAGCUACACAUCCCAUUGAUUUGAUAAUCACAACAGAGAGGACUGUGAGAGAUAACUUCACAAUUAGAGACAUCAACGACAACAUCGUUUUCACAGUUAAAAGUUCUCUUGUAACCAUCGUAACACCCCGCCAACACCGGUUCUUAUUUGAUGCUAAUGGAAAUCCCAUUCUUCAUCUCCGUAGAUCGCUUCUAGCAGCAGAUGAUUGUUGGAAAGCAUAUAGAGGUGAAAGUACUGAGCCUAAGGAUCUUAUCUUUACUAGGAAACGUUCAUCAUUGAUGCAACUAAGGACCAAAUUAAAUGUGUUUUUGGCAAAUAACAACACAGGAGUUUGUGAUUUCACUGUCAAAGCAAAUUUAUCUGGACAAUCUUGGAAUGUUUACAUUGGUGAAUCCAACAACGUUGUUGCUCAGAUAAAUAAGAAGCUUGGCACUAUUGUUAGCAGGGAAAAGUUCAUGGUCACUGUGUCUCCAAACAUCGAUUAUGCAUUCAUUGUGGCUCUAAUUGUGACACUUGAUUAAGAACCCACAAGAACAAUGAUAGUUCACACGUUUCUGAUGAGCUAAUGUUACAUAUCACUUCAGCUUCUUCAAGUUGUGUAUUUUUUGUUUCUUCUUGUAAUGAAAUGUAAAGAUAUAUACUCUAACUGAACUUACAUAUAAGCAAAAAGAUACAUAUAUUUCGUCUGAAA